Ostertagia ostertagi is the source of this 588-nucleotide messenger RNA. The record is from the annotation of a GenBank genome assembly. Lineage: Eukaryota; Metazoa; Nematoda; Chromadorea; Rhabditida; Trichostrongylidae.
AUGUGUGCGAUGCCGUUCAUUUUUCCUGCGUUCAUGGUUUGGGUCCAGAACAAUGUAGUUUUUCUUUUUGUAUCAAUGGGCGUUUUUCUGGUUGUGGCGUUGGUUCUGAUGUGUAGUAGCUCAGUUCGUCGAUCAUAUCCACUCAAUCUCAUUGCGUUGGGCGUCUUCACACUGGCCGCCGGUUAUAUGACCAUGGCCGUAACAUCGUCGUACAAUGUACAGUCGGUAUUGCUGGCAUUGUGUAUCACCACAUGUUCAUCGGCUGCUAUAAUCGUUUUCGCCAUGUUUAUAAAAAAGGAUCUUACCAGCAUGAUUGGUAUAGCCUACGUGUUCGGCACAACGCUGAUGUUCUUCGGCCUCACAGCGAUGAUCGCUUGCUUUGCUUUCAACGUCACAUUCCUGUACACCGUCUAUGCAGCUCUGGGAGCACUUCUAUCAAUGCUCUAUUUAGCAAUCGACACUCAGCUGCUAAUGGGUGGACGGAAGUUUGAGCUUUCUCCUGAAGAAUACAUAUUUGGUGCAAUGCAAAUAUUCCUCGACAUUCUCAACAUUUUCUUGUUCGUCCUCCAGAUUUUCGGCAAGAACUGA